This is a messenger RNA of Fusarium tjaetaba, 1563 nucleotides long. RefSeq lists its product as uncharacterized. Gene Ontology annotation, molecular function: protein binding. Bases 1 to 1563 code for a protein of 520 amino acids. The record is from RefSeq and is a predicted model, not a curated record. The transcript has a single exon. Lineage: Eukaryota; Fungi; Ascomycota; Sordariomycetes; Hypocreales; Nectriaceae.
AUGGCUUCUUUAACGCCAAAUGUUUCUAUUAUCCUCCUAAAGUUACCUAAAGAAAUACAAAACGCUAUCUAUGAUUUUUUGGAAAGCGAUGACAUCAAGAACCUACGCUUGACAUGCUCGGCGAUAGCAAAGCUUAUCCCUCUAAGUUUCGACCGUGUUUUCAUCUCAGCCAACUCUUUCAACCUUAAGGUUUUCCACGCAAUUGCAGACCACAAUACUCUUCGGUAUCAAGUUUCUGAGAUUGUAUGGGAUGAUGCGCGCCUACGCAGUGGACCAGAGCUGGAAGAAGAGCGAGAGAAUUAUCGACAUGAUGGCGACCGUGCAGUAACUGAAAAUGCGUGCCCGCUCUGGUUUAAAAUGGGCACCCACUAUCACUAUCAAGACCGUGGAGACUUCCCUUCUGAUUAUGGGUUUCCUGAUGAUCUCUUGAGCCUGGAUGAGUCUUGGGCUUACUAUAAAACACUACUAGAAGACCAGCGCCAGGUUAUCGCAUCCAAUGCCGAUAUUGAAGCUUUCAAGCGUGGCCUGCGACGUUUUCCCUCCUUGAAACGAGUCACCGUCACACCUGCGACUCAUGGACGCUUAGGAAAGCCACUCUACAGGACACCCAUGAUCAGAGCAUUUCCUCGCGGCUUUGAUUACCCUUUACCUGAAGCAUGGCCUUGCUAUAAACGAUCAAUGCCGAUUGAUGCGCUUCCAUGGAUGUCUCAGGAGGAUCUCCCCUAUCAGCAGACUUAUGGUCGAGAAUGUACUGCUGAGGCUUACAGAGCCAGAUGGCGAGGGUAUCGGAUGGUGCUGCGAGGAUUGGUUGAGUACGGCAAUCAUCAUGUCACAGAACUUAAGAUCGGAGGCAAUGAAAUUCAGUCUGGGCUAAACUGUCGUGUAUUCGACCAAAGGUGUGUCGAGUAUGACGAUCUAGUUGCCUUACUAAAGCGCCCUGGGUUUCGAUACCUAAGCCUUGAUCUUUUCACAGGCCUUCUUGAGCAUUGGGACUGGGACUCAUAUAAAAGCGGACUUUUGCACGAUGCAUUAGCUGAAGCAAAGGAUAUCCAGCACAUAAGUAUAUGCAGUACUACAGAUACUGCCGAAGGGUAUCCCCAGCAACUUCAACCAGAUGAAAUAGAGGAAAAUCUAGUUCCACUCCAAACGAUCUUUCCGAUCGAUCACUGGCCAAACCUUCGACAUUUUGGUAUAUCUCAUAUGCUGGUACAGCUCGAUGACUUGAUACACCUUCUUGCAGCUUUACCACGAUCGCCACGAUCCGUCGAGCUUAGGCACUUGGCUUGGGGAGAUGAUCACGGCUACGAUGACCUCAUUCGUCAAAUGCGCGAUGCUCUCGACUGGCGCUCGAGACCAACAGAAGAGAGACCUACUGUACACUUGGUAGCUUCUGCCUCCGGCAGUAUAGGGCAGGGAAGGUUUGUUGAGGUCGAUGAGGCAGUCUCUUCAUUUUUGUAUGGGGAGGGAAUCAAUCCUUUCCAGGAUAAUCCACAGACUAUUGAACCUGGAUAUGGGGGCGUCAUGCGGGAUAUGUUUGACCUCAAGCUCAAGACUCCCUUCUAG